GACUUCUCUUCUUUCUCUUCAUCUUUUUGCGAGAAAACCCUAGUAUGAUUGACGGGGAUGGCCAAUCCUCCGCAGGCAAAUUGGGGGCAGUUGUUUGGGGUUGGAGCUGAUAAUCUUUUGCAGUAUGUUCUGCCAGUUAUGGUCGUUGGGGAACUUGUUAUUCCUCAAUCGUUUCGUGAUGAAGGCGAUGGGAGAUGGAGGAAAUCGCUCGUCAGACAACUCCUUACCAGGCCGCCGAGCUUGUUCAAGAUUCGUCGUUGGGCACAUCGGUUUUGGGGAAGGGAGGGACAUGUUUAUGUAUCGCCGCUGAGUGAAAAUCUCUAUCUAUUCCAGCUGCCGGGCUCGGAUUCUUGCACUUGGGAUUUUGAAAAUGGUCCUUGGAACUGUGACAACAACCCAUUUUUUGUACAGAAAUGGACUCCAGUGGAUGGGUUGAGUAGAGUUGCUAGCGUUUUGGGAACACCGCUCUGGAUGGAUCAAGCUACGCGAAUUGGAACUCAUAUUGGAACUGUUCGACUGUGUGUAGAAAUGGCUGCCACUUCGUCUUUUCCACCGGAGUUUUGAAUUAGGCCGGCGGGGGGUGAGUCUAUGACGCUGAAUGUUGAGUACUUAAAUGUCCCAAAUUGCUGUGAGGAUUGUGGGUUGUUUGGUCAUAUGGUUCGGGAGGGUUCACAUUGUAGGAAGGUUGACGAAAUGAACAAUCGUGUGCUUGUGGUUGCGGGCAUGGUGGAUAUGGAUACAUUGCAGGUGAAAUGGCAACAGAGAGAUGGUGACAAACAACCAGAGGAUAUAAUCCAGAAGGCUCAUGUGCAGAUGCAGGACAUAAUCCAAGAUGCAAGUUCCAUUUCUCAAGUUCUUCAAUGGGAAGAGGUAAGGCCAUUAUGGAUGAUGAUGGGUUCCAUUUUAUUACUAGGAAGGGUAGACUGUCUGGUAUAGCUUGUGGUAGUGAAUUGAGAAUUCCUCAGUCAGCGGUGGUGGCUAGGGUCCCUCUAAAUGAAAAGGGUCAGGCUAUGGUUGCUCCUUUCUUCUCCAAGGAAGGUUAAAGGGAUGGGGUUGAAGCAGAAGCAAUUAAGUUGCUCUGUUGGAAUCUCAUGGGCUUUAAUGGCCCUGAGAAGCAUAGAUAUAUUAGUAGGAAGUUAAAUAAAUACAGUAUAGAUAUGGUUGCUAUAUUAGAAACGAGAGUUACUGCAAAUAAUGCGGAUACGAUACU
Messenger RNA from Linum trigynum, 1210 nucleotides. NCBI's taxonomy places the organism in Eukaryota, Viridiplantae, Streptophyta, Magnoliopsida, Malpighiales, Linaceae. The record is from the annotation of a GenBank genome assembly.